This is a messenger RNA of Fusarium sp. VM40, 2052 nucleotides long. NCBI's taxonomy places the organism in Eukaryota, Fungi, Ascomycota, Sordariomycetes, Hypocreales, Nectriaceae. The record is from the annotation of a GenBank genome assembly.
AUGCUUUGCGCUACUUGCAUGUCAAUGUUUCAGCGCCGUGCCACCAGCGGAGACCAUCAUCAAACCAGCGAAAACCUUGAUCGUGCCGCAACAAAUGGCUGUCGGAUUUGUAAUUGCCUCCGCGGAGAGCAUAUCCUCGAGCACUGGAGCCCAUUGAAAUACAGCUUCUCCUUCGAUAACGCCUGGGAGUCGCAUGGAGAAAUCCAGUUCUACCGGAACGAGGAGUCAGGUCACCACAAGAACCAAAAUUGGAAAGUCUUUCUACAGCUUUCAAAAUCAACCAGCAUUCCACCAGGCUACCAAGAUUUCCUUAGCUCAGUAAGCAGCGACCUUACUCUGGACCCCUCGAGAGUGCGUCCGGACUUCCCCCCACUGCGCGAUAUACCAGACAAUACAGGUCACAAAGACGUGUUGAGAUUAGCCAAGGGAUGGCUCGACCAGUGCCAAAAUGAGGAUGGCUGCCAUGUCAAAUUCAGUGCCACUACCAAAUGGUGGCGCCCUGGGCGACUCAUUGACGUUGGAAGCGAAACCCGGUCUCCAAGACUAGCGAUAUCGGGCCAAGAUACUAUAGAUGGGAAUUAUGCUGCGUUGAGUCAUUGUUGGGGCGAGAAUCCAGACUUUCUCAUGCUGUCAUGCGAUAACCUGGAUGAAUUUCGAAAGGAAAUUAAGAUUUCUGAAUUACCUGCCAGCUUCAGAGACGCUAUCAUUACCUGUCGGCAUUUGGAAAUCCCCUAUAUAUGGAUUGACUCGUUAUGUAUCCUGCAGAGCGGGUCGACAUCGAAAGAAGACUGGCUUUAUCACUCGGAGGAAAUGCAUCGGAUUUACGAACACUGCCUACUCAACAUCUCGAUUGACGUUUCUUCGAAUCCUCAUCAAGGUGCUUUUCGGACAAGAAAUACAUUAUACUUACAGGGCUGCUAUUUAUGGACACCAUUUCCCUUGUUUCCCAAAUCGGUCGACUCUCCGCCAGCUUCACACCGUGGCUUCUUUAUUGGGGAAGAUGAAGACUUAAAAGUGUCAGAACUGGAUGUUGAGCACACUGGAGAAACGGAUGACACUUUGGAUCCGACAGCCCCACAGAAUCUUUGCGUAAUAUUCACACGAGAAGAUUUCUACCAUGCGAGACUUCACUUGCCCAUCAACGAAAGAGCAUGGGUUUUCCAAGAGAGGCUACUGUCGCCCAGAACACUCUAUUUUUCUACCGAUCGAAUUGCAUGGGAAUGUGAGUGUAAGGAUUCGCGAAUAAAUAGGAGAUCAAAGACUAUCAAUGAGUACCUUCCCGAUGGCUUGUUUGACAGUAUAACUGGUACUUUCGAUUGUUUAUAUCAAGAGGACUACAGCAUCCCAUAUGUUUCCACAGCAACAAGAUAUUACGAUCUCGUCAUAUCUUAUACAACUCGACAGCUGACGUUUCCCGACAAGGACAAGCUAGUCGCAUUCGCAUCCGUCGCGCGACGCUGCACCUCUGGGCUAGGCAACGACUAUUGCGCUGGCAUAUUCCGAAGUAUCAUGCCUAUUGGUCUCCUAUGGCAAGCAACCUGGGAAGGAUGCGUCAGAAGGCCCGCUGCGUAUCGCGCGCCUUCAUGGAGCUGGGCCAGCGUGGACAGUCGAGUUUUCUACGGAUUGUUGUAUGACGGCGGCGUCACCUUUGCCCAAAUCCAGGACGUGGCAGUGGAGCUAGUUGAUGAACAUAACCGCUUCGGACAGGUCAAAUCGGCUUCUCUGACUAUAACAGGGCCACUGAUAGCAUCGAAGUCAAUAUCUCCUGAUCAACUUGGGGAAGUAACGUUUGAGCUUCCUGUCAAUUUCCAGACUCUGCCGGAAUCCAAGGAAGAGAUGAAUGAGAUACUCUCGAAAGAUGAUGUGUUCUUAUUCGCAAUCUUGGGUGAUUCUGAACAUCAGAUGGGCAAACUCACGCUUGGGAUAGUACUCCAAAUCAAUGCUAAUGGCUAUUACCAUCGGAUUGGGUUAUGGGAAGCCAAGGAAGGGUUCAUGUCUCAAAAGGGCAUUGAUAGCACCUCUUUUGAAAGUAAAACAAUAACAAUUCUCUAG